CCGGGGCCCCGGUCCUUGCCCCUCGCCGGCGCCAGCCAGGUACCCUGCUGUCAGGGACGCUCUUGCCAGGUGGCCCUGGACGCGCCAGGCUGGGGUCGCCUCUGAGCGCCCCGCGGGGGCCAUGGAUGGCGAGACAGCAGAGGAGCAGGGGGGCAAUAUUCCCCCGCAAGGUGCACCCUACGGACCCGGCUCAGCCGGCGCUCCUGCCCUCGGGGGGCGGCGGGAGCCCAAGAAGUAUGCAGUGACCGAUGACUACCAGUUGUCCAAGCAGGUGCUGGGCCUGGGUGUGAACGGCAAGGUGCUGGAGUGCUUCCACAGGCGCACUGGGCAGAAAUGUGCCCUGAAGCUCCUGUAUGACAGCCCCAAGGCCCGGCAGGAGGUGGACCACCACUGGCAGACCUCAGGGGGCCCUCACAUUGUGCGCAUCCUGGACGUGUAUGAAAACAUGCACCACGGCAAGCGCUGUCUCCUCAUCGUCAUGGAGUGCAUGGAAGGUGGUGAGCUCUUCAGCCGGAUUCAGGAGCGUGGCGACCAGGCUUUCACCGAGAGAGAAGCUGCAGAGAUCAUGCGGGAUAUUGGCACUGCCAUCCAGUUCCUGCACAGCCAGAACAUCGCCCACCGAGAUGUCAAGCCUGAAAACCUGCUCUACACGUCCAAGGAGAAGGAUGCAGUACUCAAGCUCACCGACUUUGGCUUUGCCAAGGAGACCACCCAAAAUGCCCUGCAGACACCCUGCUACACUCCCUAUUACGUGGCUCCUGAGGUCUUGGGUCCAGAGAAAUACGACAAAUCAUGUGACAUGUGGUCCCUGGGCGUCAUCAUGUACAUCCUCCUGUGUGGCUUCCCGCCCUUCUACUCCAACACGGGCCAGGCCAUCUCCCCAGGGAUGAAGAGGCGGAUCCGCCUAGGCCAGUAUGGCUUCCCCAAUCCUGAGUGGUCGGAGGUUUCUGAAGAUGCCAAGCAGCUGAUCCGCCUCCUACUGAAGACAGACCCCACAGAGAGGCUGACCAUCACACAGUUCAUGAACCAUCCCUGGAUCAACCAAUCAAUGGUGGUGCCGCAGACCCCACUCCACACGGCCCGCGUGCUGCAGGAGGAUAGAGACCACUGGGAUGAGGUCAAGGAGGAGAUGACUAGUGCCCUGGCAACCAUGCGUGUGGACUACGACCAGGUGCAGAUCAAGGACCUGAAGACCUCUAACAACCGACUGCUCAACAAGCGGAGAAAGAAGCAGGCAGGCGGCUCCUCAGGCUCACAGGGCUGCAACAACCAGUAGCGCACCGGGCCUUGGAUGAGGGCCUUGGAUAGGCCCGGCUGCUCAGCCUGGGGACAGACAGGAGCGUGCUGACGCCCCGGGUCAUUGUUUUUAACAAAAGGAUCAUUUUGUUGUGUUUUAUUUUGUCACUUAGAACUUCAGGAUGGGCGACCGUGACUCCAAACCUCCUU
Molecule: messenger RNA, 1446 nt
Organism: Odobenus rosmarus divergens (Pacific walrus)
Lineage: Eukaryota; Metazoa; Chordata; Mammalia; Carnivora; Odobenidae
Gene: MAPKAPK3
Product: mitogen-activated protein kinase-activated protein kinase 3
Exons: 11
Coding region: 122-1276 (384 amino acids)
Biological process (GO): peptidyl-serine phosphorylation; response to cytokine; toll-like receptor signaling pathway
Cellular component (GO): cytoplasm; nucleus
Molecular function (GO): mitogen-activated protein kinase binding; calcium/calmodulin-dependent protein kinase activity; calmodulin binding
Source: RefSeq, a predicted model, not a curated record